AUGCCGGUAGAGGGCCGGAGUGCUAGCAUCCUCACUGUGGCGGUGUUGAUUAUGGUAAUAUCGCUCAUUACCGUGUGCUUUCGGUGCUUUGUUCGCUUGCGAAUGCUCAAAACCUUCGGAUGGGAUGAUACCCUGAUGGUUGUUGCGAUGGUCUUUGACAUCUUGCUCACGGUAUGCGCCAUUGCUGGGUCCAUGGAAGGGGUUGGCCGGCAGUUGGAGGACUUCUCAAGCCUGGCCGAGCUCCGUCGGGCCAUGUUGUGGUGGUGGUUAGGCCAGUGCAUCUAUGUCUGGGCCUCUGGGGUCGCCAAGGUGUCCAUCGCGCUGGCGCUUCUUCGAUUGUCGGUCCAGAAAACCCAGCGCAUCAUCCUGUGGAUUGUGGUGGGGGCAUCGACGAGUAUCAGUUUGGUGUUCUGGUUCUUCAUGCUUUUACAAUGCCACCCCGUCUCGGAGUUUUGGGAGAGGCGAGGGACGGGCAAGUGCCUGAGCACGGAUGUCCUGGUCGAUGUGGCAUAUCUCUACAGCAGCAUCUGCGCCGUGUGUGACUUUGUGCUCGGGCUGCUGCCCAUUGUGCUGGUCAGCCAGCUGCAGAUCAGCACAAGGACGAAGGUCGCGCUGGGCGCGACGCUGAGUUUGGGGUGCUUGGCGAGUACGGCCGUGAUCAUUCGGAUCCCUUGCCUGUUAAACUACAAGGAUACGGACUUUUUGUAUUCCACCUUUACGAUCGACAUCUGGUCCUUUAUUGAGGUUGGGCUGGGGAUCACGGCGGGCAGCCUGGUCACCCUCCGGCCCCUCUUUCGCAAGGCAUUAGAUGACAGGCCUGGUCGGGGCCCCAAGACGACUCGGGGUAGUAUACUACUGUCCAGCCUGACGGAGCAGACCCGGACUCGCCCCGAGCCCGAAGAAUCUGGGAGGUGGCACCUACAGCCGGAAGGGACCCGGACGAUCACGACGGUGAUUACAGCAUUCCGGCGCGACUUGAACGCCAGUCCGCUGACCCCGACGUUUGGGUUGGACUGGAGGAAUGGACGGGCGGUGGGGAUCAAGAAGUCGUUCCAGGUGACGGAAGAGCAGGUGUAA
Aspergillus sclerotioniger CBS 115572 is the source of this 1077-nucleotide messenger RNA. RefSeq names its product P-type ATPase. The record is from RefSeq and is a predicted model, not a curated record. The transcript has 5 exons. NCBI's taxonomy places the organism in Eukaryota, Fungi, Ascomycota, Eurotiomycetes, Eurotiales, Aspergillaceae. The coding region runs from base 1 to 1077 and encodes 358 amino acids.